GCGGAAGUGCAGCUGCCGCCACCACCGCUGCUGUCGCCGCCGCCGCCGCCGCCGAUUCCGGAGCCCGGUAGCUGCUGCCGCCGCCACUGCAGCUACGGUCGCCGCCGCCGCCGCUGCCGCCACCGCCGCCUCAGGAGUGGGCCUGGGAGAGACGUAGUCGCCGCCCUCCGAGCUUCCCGGAAGCGCCUUUGCUCCCUACCGUCCUCCACGGAAUGACCAUGGACAAAAGUGAGCUGGUACAGAAAGCCAAACUUGCUGAGCAAGCUGAGCGCUAUGAUGAUAUGGCUGCAGCUAUGAAGGCCGUAACAGAACAGGGACAUGAACUCUCCAAUGAAGAGAGGAAUCUACUCUCUGUUGCCUACAAGAAUGUGGUAGGUGCCCGCCGUUCUUCCUGGCGUGUCAUCUCCAGCAUCGAACAGAAGACAGAGCGGAAUGAGAAGAAACAGCAGAUGGGCAAAGAGUACCGGGAGAAGAUAGAGGCUGAGCUGCAGGACAUCUGCAAUGACGUGCUGGAGCUGUUGGACAAAUAUCUUAUUCCUAAUGCUACGCAGCCAGAAAGCAAGGUGUUCUACUUGAAAAUGAAAGGAGACUAUUUUAGGUAUCUUUCUGAGGUUGCAUCUGGAGACAAUAAACAAACCACUGUGUCGAACUCUCAGCAGGCUUACCAAGAAGCAUUUGAAAUUAGUAAGAAAGAAAUGCAGCCUACACACCCGAUCCGACUUGGCCUGGCGCUGAAUUUCUCAGUCUUUUACUAUGAGAUUCUAAACUCUCCUGAAAAGGCCUGCAGCCUGGCCAAAACGGCAUUUGAUGAAGCAAUUGCUGAAUUGGAUACGCUGAAUGAAGAGUCUUACAAAGACAGCACCCUGAUCAUGCAGCUGCUCAGGGACAACCUCACUCUCUGGACAUCAGAAAACCAGGGAGAUGAAGGAGAUGCUGGAGAGGGAGAAAACUAAUGUCUGUCGUCAUGCUUUGUGAUCUCUUUGGUGUCACUCUGUAUCCUCCACAUUAUAUCCCUUUGUUCGAUAAACAAAAACAAAAAAAUCGAAUGUUGACUUUCGAUUUUUCACAGCCUAAGCCUAGCAAAAAUGGUCCCUGGGAUAAACAGCUGGUAUUUGUAUCUAAAACUCAGACUGGUCCCUUAAAUGCCACGGCAUUUCUGAAGUCUUGAUUUUUGAUCAAUAUUGACAAGGAUUACUGUAUGUUUAAUUUUUACAAACUGAACACUGUGAUUAUGGGGUUUUGUAAUUUAGCAGAGCUCUUACUGGUAGGAAAAAUAGACCUGAAUUAUGUAUAACUUUUUGGAAAGUUUAAUCUGAUAUCAAAAUAGUCACUGAAAAUACAAUUCUGUUGUAAAGUUGUACAGAAAGUUCUAGAGAUUCUGUUAUGAUGACGGGACUUAGGGUGAGAUGCUUACCAUUGGCACCCUGAGUUUGGUGACUCACGAUAAUUCUGCCUAUGGUUGAUGGCUUAUUGACGCUUGAUCAAUAUGGGCUGUUGCCACUCAAAAGUUCAUGACCACAAAUAUCUUCAGUGUCUUCUGAGGAAACUCAAAACCUGAAAGUGAAAUUCUUUGGCUGAUAAUUGAUCUAUGACACCACACACAAGGUCCCGUGCUCAUACCACAUGUGUGACUAAACCCCGUUACUACAGCAGUGUGUUCCUGAUUAGCAACUUGUGAAAACAGAGAUCUGUUUCUGUUACCCCCUAGCUAAAGGAGAGAAAAAGAGAGCAGUCUAUCUUAGGAAUGGCCAUACUAGUUUGCUGGAUAAUUCCUUGAAGGAUACUGUUCUGUGGACUCAAAACGCAGUAGUGAGUGUGGACCCAUCUGUGGAGAUGGUCUCUUGCCUGAGGAGCACUCCUAGUCUAGGGGUCUUCCUAGCUUGGAGGGUGGGAACUUUGAGAUUUAACAUUCUUUCCGUCCUGUCCUUCUGGCUGCUGACUUUGGUUUUCUCCUCUUUAAAUUUACAGCUUUCUGCUUCCUUGGGUGUUUUCUUUUGGAAGCCUUUAUUUGUUGUUACUGUAUGGACAGGGGCGAGGCAUUGAGCACAUUGGGGAGCAAGCCUUGCUUCAAGGUGCUGGGAAAGGUGGCCUGCCAGCACCGUCACCCCGUCUUCCUGCAGCUCUCGGCACAGUUGUUCUUCAUUCCAUGACUCGAAUCAAAAGAAGUCUCUUUAAGUAGCCAUGAUUUCUCCCUAUUGCAAUCAGCCCUGACAAUGCUUGUUAGUACCUGUCACCGGACCCUCCCCGUGUACCCAUCCAGCUUAGUCUCAGACAUGCCGAAACAAGACCCUAUACCACAGGGAAGUUGCAUGGACACUACAGUAGAGCGCUCCAACAACAGCCAGGCCUGCCAGUCUCACAGUAUCUAUCACCCCUCUACCUUGACAUUCCAUGGAGCUGUAGAAUCCAUCUGUUUGUCCAUCUGCUGAAGUGAGAAAAGAAUUCAUGCACUGAUUUCAAACCAAAAAACAAAAACAAAAACAAAAAAACAAAAAAAAAAACUAAAAACAAAAAACAAACAAAAAAAAUCCCUUAUUUCUAGCUAAACAAAAAUGUGCAGUUAAUACUUGGCGCUUGACAACGCAGUAGUGAGUGUGGACCCAAGCCUGUCUGUAUAUCUGGUAGCUCUUUGCUUUGUUUUUCCUUACCAGUAUUCUGCCUAACGUUUGCUUCUGUGGUGUUGUAUUUACCGAGCAAGCACACCUGUGGUUGUGAAAAUAGUACAGCAAAAAGAGAAAGAAACCCUGCUUACUGAUGUGCUAGACUCGUGUGUGUCUUUAAGCAUUCUAGUUUCACCUUACCCGGAGGAAUCAGGAAAAUGUACAAACUCAAAAGUGAAAUAAAACGUUUUAUCAGUUA
Molecule: messenger RNA, 2859 nt
Organism: Peromyscus maniculatus bairdii (prairie deer mouse)
Lineage: Eukaryota; Metazoa; Chordata; Mammalia; Rodentia; Cricetidae
Gene: Ywhab
Product: tyrosine 3-monooxygenase/tryptophan 5-monooxygenase activation protein beta
Source: RefSeq, a predicted model, not a curated record